This is a messenger RNA of Folsomia candida, 2404 nucleotides long. Its product is annotated as zinc finger and SCAN domain-containing protein 12. Gene Ontology annotation, biological process: cell fate commitment; regulation of transcription by RNA polymerase II. Gene Ontology annotation, cellular component: cytoplasm; nucleus. NCBI's taxonomy places the organism in Eukaryota, Metazoa, Arthropoda, Collembola, Entomobryomorpha, Isotomidae. The coding region runs from base 342 to 2027 and encodes 561 amino acids. Gene Ontology annotation, molecular function: RNA polymerase II cis-regulatory region sequence-specific DNA binding; DNA-binding transcription factor activity; histone deacetylase binding. The transcript has 9 exons. The record is from RefSeq and is a predicted model, not a curated record.
UUUUUGUUGGGCUUUUGAACCGGGCCUGGGCGGGCCGGGCUUUGAAAAUCCCGGGCUCGGCUCACCUCUACUGCUUUGCACUAACUUGUAGAUAAAUAUUUUGUCGUCUUGAAAAAUUAAUUUGUGGACAGUUUUAUAAUAAUUUACUAAAUAAAGUGUGCUCCCGGCUCAAGCUCAAGGUUUUUCACAUUUAUAAAAGAAUUGGUUUUAAGACGGAUAACGGUAAUUUAAGCUUUGCAUUGGUCAAAUUUUCAAUGGUUUCGAAAUGACAGAACUUAAUUGUUGAUUAAAAAUUCCAUUAAUCACGGGAAAGUAGUUCAAAGUAGCUGUAUUUAUUAAAAAUGUCGAAUAUUACGCACUGCAUUUUGUGUCUGGCUUUGACUCCGACCAAUCUAACGACUCAGGUUUCGACCUUGUCCCAACUACUCGUCCUCACCCAGGAGGAAACUGAUCUCAAAAUCAAACAAGAAAUAGAAACUUGCACCCUUUGUCCCGUCUGUGACCUCAAUUUGCAAACAAUUUCCAAAUUGGAGAACCCCAUCAGAAAAAGGGAGAAAAUUGUGGCGAUGAGGGCAAAAAUUUUGAAGUCCAAAGAACAAUAUCAAGUCACAAUUAAUGGUGAUAAGGACGAGGCUACAGAAUUCGCUAAGGUUUUGCAAAUGCGAACCCAAUAUUUCUUCCCUUUGAUAACGCAAGAUGAUAAUAUCCCUACUUUGGAAAUUAAGGCGGAACCAGAAAACAAUUUUAAGCAGAAUGAUACUGCAUAUUUAAAUGAAAGAGCAGAUCCUACAAAAAACGAAAAUCAGGAUUGUAAAUUGGAAGUUAAAGAAGAGCCAGAAAAUGAAAAUUUUGAUGUGAACUCUGGAAAUUUGCAUGGCACAAAUUGGCACGUAAUUGAGGGUAUAGCAGAAACGGGGAUGAUUAAUUCUGAGAGUUCCGAGGACGAGGAGAAGUCUGCCGUCUGUAUUUUACCAGAUCCACUGCCCGUGCAACCUGCAAAAAGAAAGAGGAAAAGUCCACUCACAAUUAAUACCAGACGCCUCACCUACUCCACAAUCCAACCCACCAUCGAAUCCUCCUCUGACGACGAGCUAUACUUUGAAACUGAGGCCUACACAAAUAAUAAAGUCACACUGGUCAGAGUCGAACUUGGCCAAGUAGCUGGCACUGGACAGUGUACAAAAUGUGGGAAAUUUAUGACUGGAUUGGCCCGACACUACAGUCGACCCCACCCCUACGCAUGCGCCAUGUGUCCCUACACCUUCAGAAAGGCAGGCGUUAGGAACACCCACCAAGAACAGGAACACGGCACCCCCACCAUUGUCCCGCAAUGUAACAUCUGCCGGAACAAGUUUGGACAUAUCGAAGUCCUUGAAAGGCACAUGGUUAUGGAGCACGAGACUGACGAGAAAACCUUCACAUGCGCCAAAUGUAUGAAGGGGUUCAGUUUGGAGGUGAAUUUUCAGAGGCAUUUGGUCCUCCAUGAACUGGACAAGGAGAAACCGCUCAUGUGUGACGUGUGCGACAGCCGGUUUCCCAAUCAGGAUAUGCUCAACCGACACCUGCGGACGCAUAAGACGACGACGAGGGCGACGUAUCAGUGUGAAUUUUGUGACGCUGGGUUUACGAGAAUUCCUGCAUUGGAGAGACACGUUCGUUUGCACACGGGCGAAAAACCCUUCAAAUGUGACCACUGUGAUGAUUCGUUUAUCGACAUGAGGGCAAAAGUGCGUCACACGGCUCGCCUCCAUUCAUCCACUCGACACAAGUGUGACAUUUGUGAGAAGGACUUUUUGAGCAGGAUUUGCCUUUCCGUCCACGUGGAAAAUGUGCACAAAGGGAUCAGACGAUUGCAAUGUCCAUCCUGCCCGGAAAGGUUUCAGGAUGUCAGGUGUCUGAAAUCUCACAAAAUUCGACAACACGGCGAGGAUCCCUUCAUUUGUGAAGAGUGUGGCACAAAAUACAGCACAGCAAGUGGCCUUAGACUACACCAACUUAAACAUUGUGGAGUUAAAAAUGUGCCAUGAUUUGUCGCCCUCUGAUUUGGACGAGAGGGGAUUUAUUCAACCAUAAAUUAACCCACCAGAACGCCAGUUAUAUAUGUCAUGUAAAGGGUUGCGGAAACGGGUUAAAAAAAAGUGUGACCGCCAUGUCAAGUUGGUUCACAAGACGAAAAAGAAAAACACGAAGCGUAGGAAAAAACCUCGUGAAACUAGACUACCAACUAUUGGCAAUUUUGAUGAGAACCGUGCAGAAUUGGAAGACUAUACUAAUCUUUUUGGCGCAUGAGUGCUAAACUACAUACAUUAAAGUAUGAAAAUAUUGUACAACUUAUAUUUUAAUUCUUUGAAUUGACAGCUACGUGUAUGUAUUUAUCGAAAUAAAUAAACAAAUUUAUUUCUAA